Messenger RNA from Volvox carteri f. nagariensis, 1535 nucleotides. RefSeq lists its product as uncharacterized. Lineage: Eukaryota; Viridiplantae; Chlorophyta; Chlorophyceae; Chlamydomonadales; Volvocaceae. Bases 222 to 1535 code for a protein of 437 amino acids. Gene Ontology annotation, cellular component: membrane. The record is from RefSeq and is a predicted model, not a curated record. The transcript is spliced from 7 exons.
CACAUCAUGUUGGAAUUUAUUUAUUUGGAGGUUCGCGGACUCCUUCGAGAGGAACUGCUUAGUAGUUAAACGAUAUCGGGAAGUGCAGAAUGUGAGAUUAAGGUAUUAACAUAAUCUACGGGAAUCAAUAUCAUUCGUCCUAGGGCUAUCGUCUGCGCCCUGUGGAUACCCUGGAAGAGCUGUCAGUCUUUGCGGUACUUUGUUGGCGACAGAUUGGCCAAAUGUUUGCAUCGAGCGCUACCUCUCCUUAUGUAUACUUUGUACUCAGCCUGGGAGCUGUCUGCGGAGGCGUCGUGAAGGGCGUAACUGGGUUCGGGAACGCUAUUAUCAACCUCCUUGUGUGGGUGGCCUUCACCGCUGCUGGCGUCAAUGCCGGUCCUCUGCAGCUAGCUGUGCUGGCCGACAGCUUCGGCUGCAUUGUUUGCGGCAUCCCGCUGCUCGUCAUGACCUCAGCGCACAAGACAGCCGAUUGGAGGCUUGUUAUAGCAAUCCUCAUUUUCGCGUCGGCAGGUUCACCUCUGGGCGCUGAACUUCUGACACACCUCGCCGUGCGGUGGGUGGAGCUAGCCAUGGCGUGUGUGCUACUGCUGGUUAUCUGUCUCCAAAUCAAGCUGCACGAGACGCUGCGCGACGCACUGCGCAGAUGGAGUGACAAACGCAGGUCCAUCAGCACCCGCCCCAGAGACCUGCCUGCUGAUACCGCUCCCGACAUACAGGACCCGGCAGUUGACUCCAUAGCCAAGUUGCUCUCGGAUCGGCAAGGAGACCGCUUCCACAUGCCGGCACCCGCUUCCGCAGAUGAUGCUGGCGAUCUGCUGGCGAGCUCGUCGUCCAGUGAACGCCACCGACAUGUGGAUGGGGGGCAGCAACAGCUGGAGCUGCCGGGCCAUGGGCGCGAGGCCGGCAAUGUGGAAGCCGGAGGGACCGUUAGUGGCCCUGUCAGCGCGGCAACGGACACGCAGCCUCUGUUGGAACCGGGCAGCUUUUCGGCGUCCGAUGCGAUUAGCGUGGAUGCGUCUCUCCGAGCCAGCAGCGAUGCGGGAUGCUGGUCAAAAUGUAGCGUUUCCGGCAGGGUUUUAGGCCCUGACCAGGGUUUCUUCGCGAUUGGCUCCCGGCUGCGGUGCUGGCUUCAGCGGCAGGACUGGAAGGAGGCCCAGCGGAUCCUUUUGUACGGCAGUGUGGCGGGCUUCAGCAGCGGCGUCAUGGGCGCGAUGACCGGCAUAGGUGGUCCUCCACUCAUGUUUAUGUACCAAAAGCUCAACGUGGCGAAAGAAGUCGUGCGCGGGACAAAUGCUGUCAACAACGUGCUGCAGGCUCGCCUCAUCAGCUACAUCGUCAUGGGUGCGUUCAAACGCGAAGACAUGAUGCUGUAUGCGGUGACAGCGGCCGUGGGCUUCAUGGGCGUGGUUUUGGGCAACAGCAUGGCUGGUCGGCUGGAACAGAAGGGCUUCAGUCGUGUGCUGGUUGCACUCAUGGUCGUUUGCUGCCUGCUGCUGUUCGCCUCCGCAGCUGGCUUGAAAGGGCGUUCCGCCUAG